AUGCCGGAGCAGCUCGUGCAGCAGGCCGAAUUGCAAUCACAGCUUUUGGCGCAGGAAGGUGCUGAAGCAGGCGAUUUGGUAGAGGCACAGCGACGGGCUGCAAAGAAGGAAUCCAACAAGGCCAGCAAAGAGGCCAAGAAAAAAACCGCCCCCGCAGUCAAAGGAAAGGGAAAGGACACCGCAACAGAUGAUGCAGUGCGUUGGGAGCAGGUGCCGCCUGGCUUUCAGGGUGAGCGCCGGUCGUUCACAGCAACGAUCCCCGGCUGUGACUCCCGUGCAACUGUUCUGUGGUACGAUGCAAGUAUAUAUGUGAAGAAAUCCCGGGGAUUGCAAGAGCCAGAGAUCAAGAUCGACCAGAAGGGGGGCUCCACGAUGAGUGUCCGCAAGCAUGGCGGCUGGACAGCUGCCUGGAAGCUGGCCCAGAAGUGUGGCC
Molecule: messenger RNA, 433 nt
Organism: Symbiodinium sp. CCMP2456
Lineage: Eukaryota; Dinophyceae; Suessiales; Symbiodiniaceae
Source: the annotation of a GenBank genome assembly